Neoarthrinium moseri is the source of this 1092-nucleotide messenger RNA. RefSeq lists its product as uncharacterized. Gene Ontology annotation, biological process: transport. Lineage: Eukaryota; Fungi; Ascomycota; Sordariomycetes; Amphisphaeriales; Apiosporaceae. Gene Ontology annotation, molecular function: transmembrane transporter activity. The record is from RefSeq and is a predicted model, not a curated record. The transcript is spliced from 2 exons. Bases 1 to 1092 code for a protein of 363 amino acids.
AUGCAUUUCAGAGCUGCAUUCGUGUCUCUCGUACCGGCGGUCCAUUGCCUGGACGCGGUAAAUUAUGGUGCCUUCACUCAGACAGCCGCGUUCUCGAUUGCGAACCAACUGAAGAUUUUCGAGCGCAUCGGCUUAAACGUGACCUAUCUUCAGAUUCCAAAUUCAACCUUCGCAUACCCCAACUUGCUGAACGGUGGCUAUGAUGUCCUGACCGGAACGAUUGACAACGUGGUGAACCUUAGGUUCAACCAGAAAGCCAGCCUUACGGUUCUUGGUCAAGUAGAUUCCGGCCCCGAUAUUGUCCUGGCAGCCACGCCAAAUAUCACAAAUGUGCAUCAGCUGAGGGGAAAACCUCUGAUGGUCGACAGCCCAACCAGCGGUUACGCAUACAUCCUGCGGAAGAUCCUCAGUUUGUACGGGCUGAAGCUUGAGAAUGGAGAUUACUUUUUUCAGGCGGCUGGCAGCACAGCACUUCGGUACAAGUACCUUACUACUGGGUCUCUUCCAAACGGCACGACUGUAUAUGCCACCAUCCUUACAUACCCUUUCACCCAGCUCGCCCAGGGGUUACUCCCUGGUGAGCGGCCCAUAAUACUGGCUAGGGCGUCCGAUUUCAUCGAGCCAUUGUCCAGCACUGCAAUCACUGUGGCCGAGUCAUCACUUUCAAAUGGCCCAAAGCGGAACAUCAUCAAGCGAUUCGUUGCCGCCUUGUACGCGUCUGGUUCCUAUCUUGCUGCAACGGAGAACGAAGAUUGCGCCGUGCAAGCUAUUAUGAAACAGCUAAAUGUCACAAGAGAGGUAGCGCAGCUUGAGUAUGUGGCUGCGACCAGCCCAAUCAGCGGCGAAAGCACAAAUCCAGAAUCGAAUCUUAAUGUAAGCAAACAAGGUCUCUGGAAUGUGAUUGAUGUCAGGUCGCAGUUCGGCGGGUUUGCCACCAUCGCCAACGGGGAAGGGUUCGACUUUGUGGAAGCGACUCAGCCAGGGGUUGGAAACAUGAUUGAUUACAGUCUUAGAGACGACGUUCUCAGAACUUAUGGAAUGUGGAUGAAGGAUACUAUGAAUAUAGGUAUACGACUCUGUGAUACUUUCUAG